UUUGAUCGGUAAGUAAAAGUUGCAGACAGAAGAACAAUGAAGCAGAUCUUCAACUGGGUGCACCGGAAAUUUCACUUCAACGUGGACAGCCAUUCAUCAUUUUCUCACAUUAAAGAUGGAGUAGAACAGAAUGCAAACAAGUUUGAAAACGUUACAAGUGAGAGCGACACGGACGCGUUACUCGAUCAUGGGCUACUGUCAAUAGGCACGUUCGGCUUCGAUCCCUUAGAACUCUACAACCACCUAAAUGGACAUUUCGUCAAGCACAUAGAGGACGACGACAACGACGACGAAGCAGAUGAAGAAGAAGGAGAAGGAGAAGGGAAAGAAGAGCUGAAUCCUUUGGUGGUUAAAGUGUUUAAGGGAGAAUUGGAUAAGGCAUUGCGCUCGAGUUCAGCUUCAGCCAUGAAAACUGAUCUGUCAUCAACGGUUGAUGAUGAGAUGGAUACCCCUCUUCUUCGGUUUCUGGAGUCAGCAGAGCUCCAAAUCGACCUUGAAAACUCGACUUGGGAAGAGAAGAAGAACAACAACAACAAAGGAGAGCGAACAACACUGGCGGAUCUGUUCUCAGCAGAAAAAGUUACUACUGCGGCAGCUACCGGGAAUUCAGAUUCGAGCAUUGUUCAUCAGCCAGGUCGCCUCGAGAAAAAGAGCUGCAGAAAGAAACACGGGCUAUCAUUCGUCAAGAAGUUCCUGUCUCGUAAAGGGGAGAAUGAUUCUCUUCCAAUCACAAACCUACACCGAUUGAUAAAGAAGAUGUUGAAGAAGAAAAUCCAUCCAGAGCUCCAAGGAAAAGUUCAUAAAAUGAAUGGCCCAAUCAAUCCACAUAAGUCUGAGAAGGGAGAAGGAGAUGCCGCAUUAAACGAAUCAUUGUCCAUGCUUCAAGAGAGAGAAGGCAUGGCUUCAGAUCGAAAAAUUUAUCAGUUUGAAGAUGUCGCAAACCACAGUCACCACAAGGAUUGCUGGCUUAUUAUCCAUGGGAAGGUGUAUGAUGUAACUUCAUUUAUGGAUGAUCAUCCUGGAGGCAGUGAGGUCUUGCUAUCGUCCACUGGGAAAGAUGCAACAAACGAUUUUGAAGAUACUGGCCACAGCGACGAUGCCAGAGAACUCAUGGGAAAAUACUGCAUUGGUGAUAUCAAUGCUUCAACUAUUCCGCAGAAACGUCUCUACGUACCUCCUAAACAAGCACCAUACAAUCCUGAUAAAACUCCGGAGUUUGUGAUUAAGGUAUUACAGUUCCUGGUACCUCUAUUGAUCUUGGGCUUAGCAUUUGCUGUCAGACACUUCACCAAGAAAGACUAGCCAAAUCAUUGUUGCCUUUUCGGUCUCACAUAGAGCCCAUUAGUUUCUUCUGCCUUUGUAGACUCUGCAACUUUGAAGCGAACUUGCAAUUUUUAGUUUUGGCUACUGCUAUUGUGCUGUAAGUGAAUCGAGACUCCUAUGGACAAUUGUGUGGUGUCACUAGCGUUGAUAUGUCAAUUAAAAUCAACUGUACUUUGAUAAAUGGAGUUCCUUACAGUUUGGAACUUAAAAUGCAUACUAAUAAGUUCUGAUA
Messenger RNA from Telopea speciosissima, 1555 nucleotides. Its product is annotated as protein TILLER ANGLE CONTROL 1-like. The coding region runs from base 37 to 1302 and encodes 421 amino acids. Gene Ontology annotation, biological process: morphogenesis of a branching structure. The record is from RefSeq and is a predicted model, not a curated record. The transcript has 9 exons. NCBI's taxonomy places the organism in Eukaryota, Viridiplantae, Streptophyta, Magnoliopsida, Proteales, Proteaceae. Gene Ontology annotation, molecular function: heme binding.